AUGAAGUUAUCCGAUGUUUCCAAGUCAGUGAAAACGAACGGUGAAGCUACGGUUCCCUCCGUUCCGGUCAAACCCGUCAAUCGAACCGGUGUCUCUUCCGGCGAUGACAAAGCCGACGAUGUCAGUUCCGUGAAAUCAGAAGGUGUCUUGGUGGUCUCCUCCGGUUCGAGCAAGUCAAUCGACAAAACCGGUGCUUCUUCCGGCCUCAACAUCGGCGCUAGGGACAAAGCCUCUGUCUCUUCCCGCGAUAAAGGCAAGGCUAUCGUUGGGAAGGCGAUUACCUUCAAAGACGAAAAUGUUAUCCAUGGUUUCAUCCCUUAUGGAAGGAUUGAGACUUACUUGCGUCACAUGAAGGCCGGUGGUACUUACCGACUCAACAAGUUUUUCGGAUCAAAGAGCAAGCCUAUUUAUCGGGUAGCUGAACCAGAUGUCACCAUUAGCUUCUCAUGGAACUCUGUCCUCUCUGAUCUUGAGGACAGUUCGAUCCACUUCCCUGAUGAUCGGUUCCAGAUCCAUGGAUACAGAGAAUUUGAGGCUGCCUCCGACAAAAGAGGUGAUCUUUAUGAUUAUGUAGGCCACAUCAAACUUGUGAAUGGGCAGAUUCUCAGUGACGGUCCUCUUCUUGAUGAAGCAGAGAUAGUUGCAUCCCGCCGAGUUGAGCUUCAUGUUCAAAUACAUGACAAACCCGUGCUGAAGUUGUACCUCUGGGACAAGGCUGCUUUUCAGUUCUGUGAGAAGUUCAAGGCGUCUGGAGGCACUGCCCGUGUUAUCUUAGUAACCAUCUUAUUCCCGAGACGGUUUGGAGGCGUCCUCUCUCUAUCUUCUAUGGCGUCUUCACGGGUAUUUCUGGAUAGUGAUGUCCAGGAAACCCGGUUCUACCUCAGCUGGCUGGACUUGAACUUAGAUGUUGCCAACAAGGUUAAUGCAGAGGUGGUCACCAAGCCUGAGACAGCGACUUUGGGAGAUCUCUUCUCCUAUAUGAAUCAGGCAUCCGCUAAGGUUGCUUUGUUUGAGUGCACAGCAACUAUUGAUGAUGUUGUGCACAGUUCUGGGUGGUAUUAUAUAGGCUGCGGUGUGUGCCAUACCAAGGCGACCAAAGGACCUACAACCCUCAUGUGUAAGAAAUGUGGGAAGAGUGAGAUUGAUGGUGUGGCGCAGUACCUGUCUAAGCUCUCUGUUUAUGAUCAGAAGGAUCAAGCCGUAUUUGUUGUCCUUGGGGAUGCUGGUGAGAAGUUGACUGGAAAGAAAGCUGCCGAGUUGGUUGAAAGAUACUAUCAGGCCAGUGAUAAUGUGGGAGAAGAUCACAUAGUUCCAGUGCCUCAAGCCAUGAUUGAUACCAUUGGGAAAACAAGGAAGUUCAUUGUGAAGGUAUCAGAUCACAAUCUGAAUGGCAAGUCCCAGACUUUAACUGUGACAAAGGUGCUCCCUCUUGAAGCCCCAGAACCCGUGGUCAAGACAAGAGAUAACGUUGAUGGGGAAUCUGAUAGUGAGGGGGGGGGGGGGGUGAUCAUGCAGAUGAAUCGAUGA
This is a messenger RNA of Brassica napus (rape), 1527 nucleotides long. RefSeq lists its product as uncharacterized. The coding region runs from base 1 to 1527 and encodes 508 amino acids. The record is from RefSeq and is a predicted model, not a curated record. The transcript has 9 exons. Gene Ontology annotation, biological process: DNA recombination; DNA repair; DNA replication. NCBI's taxonomy places the organism in Eukaryota, Viridiplantae, Streptophyta, Magnoliopsida, Brassicales, Brassicaceae. Gene Ontology annotation, cellular component: nucleus. Gene Ontology annotation, molecular function: DNA binding.